Messenger RNA from Acromyrmex echinatior (Panamanian leafcutter ant), 5872 nucleotides. RefSeq lists its product as uncharacterized. Lineage: Eukaryota; Metazoa; Arthropoda; Insecta; Hymenoptera; Formicidae. The record is from RefSeq and is a predicted model, not a curated record.
GAGAGAGAGAGAGGGGGAGGGAGAGAGAGAGAGAGAGGUCGCUUACGCGCGCACGUUAUAAUUCGCGUCGUGAAAGGUGCUAAAACGAGGACUCGAGGGCGAGACGAGAGAGCGAGAGAGUAACAAAGAGAGAGAGAGAGAGAGAAAGAGAGAGAGAGAGAGAGAAAAUAGAGGCGUUCGGGGAUAAUUGCAGGAAACGCGAGUGAAACGGCGACCGCAGUUGGACUCGACUAGUCGGGAAUCCUCGCGACGUUCCGCUUCGCCGCCGCGGAAUCCGUCUAGCGGAAAGCAACGACGUUUUGGACGGCCGCGCCGCAACGAAAUUCAAGGCUCCUCCUCGAGAAUCUCGCCUCUGCGCGGCGCGGAAUCGUUGAAAUCGUUUACGCGUCCGCGAUCGUUUCGAUCUUAAUGGACCACCGUGAUCGCGCCGCGACUUAUCAUUAUAGUAACCUUGAGAUCCCACCAAGGUAAUCGGAGGGAUCUUCCACGAGCGGGCCGGCCGUUCUCUUUGUCUCGACGACUCGCGACAAUCCGCGAACGUCGGAGAACAUCGGUAGACGCAGAGAAGCGGUACGAUUAUAUUCGCGAGAUGAAGAAAAGCUCCAGCAUGCCUCGAUCAAUAGGCGCACGGCCUUCGCCGGACUGACUUCCUCGCGCACGCAACGCGAGACGCGAACGCACGUCGCGUUCACCAAAAGGAACACGUGCACCUCUACGAUAACGACGACAACGACGACGGUGAUCAAGGAUUAGUAGCUUGGUGAUCGUCACGGGAGAGAGAGUCAACCGAGUCGAAGCAUGUGAUCUUCGCGGGGGUUCAUCGAUCAUCACGCCGCUGAAGGAGGGAUGUUGCGGCGGCACAUCGGCAGGAUGACUUAACGUCGGCCGAUCCAUGCGUGUCGAUGGCCGAUGCGAACAACGACGGGGUUGUCGGACGGUUGAUGAACGAUAACGGCGGCGUGUAGACAGGUGGGAUAUCGUUGACCGCGCGCAAGAAAGUGUGUAACGCGGGUCGCCGCCGUGGGAACGCGAGCGCGAGAGAUAGGUAGGAAGCCACAGCACAGGUGGCGGUGGUAAGGACGGGGCAGAGUGAGAGAAAGAGAGAGAGAGAGAGAGAGAGAAAAAGGAAAAAAAGCGUUCGCUGUAUUGUCUUAAGGGGCGAGACCUGCAAGGACUAUGGGAGUAUACAAUGGAAGGAUGUACAUCAUGUCAGUAUAAGUGAAUGACAUUACUGAAGGGCGGAAAGAGAGAGUGAAAAGGAAAGAGAGAGAGAGAGAGAGAGAGAGAGAGAGAGAGAGAGAGAGAGAGGGAGAGAAAGAGAAAGAGAGAUAAAGAAGAAAAGAGAAAGCAGAAAGAAACCCCAACAAUGAAGGAACACGGCAACAAACAACAUCCGGCGGAACCGGCGGCGAAGACGCUCAAGUCGCUGCUGAAGAAACCGGGCCAGACCAAGGCGAAGUCUCAGAAGCAUCGAGUGGUGAUCAACGAGAAGCUGAACGAGUUCUUCGCGGCGGACUACAUAAUACUGAUAAAGGAGGAGUGCUGCGCCGAUUACGAGGAGGAUUGUGACUGCUGCUACCAGGAGCACGAAUUUAUGCGGCUGGGUAACUGCAAGGAGUGCCGGGCGGAAUUGAACUUGCACUUCGGCAUCGGCGCCGGCACCGGCACCGGCACCGGCAACGGUAGAUACGGCGAGAUGGCGAGGGGUGUAGAACAGGCGUUCUGCGAAAAUGCCGUACGAGGAGAUCAUCGCGGUGGAGGGACCCGCGGAAAGAGUCAGCAGGAUCGCGAGGACACGCAAACGGAGGAGGAUGAGGAGGAGGAUGAGGAGGAGGCCGACGAUGGCGAGGAAGAAGAGGACGAGGAGGAGGAGCGGGAGGAGGAGGAGGAGGACGAGGAGGAGAACGUCGACGGGAAGGUGGAGAAGGUAGUGGCCGCGACGGCGGCCACCUCGGUCCAGGAAAGGAAGGACGCGAAGAACGAACGAGUGGAUGCGGAGGACGCAACGAAAGGACGCCGGACAAAGGAGACCGCUACCGCGGAUUCCCAGGAAGAGAGUGGAACCGUGGUUCCGCCGCCACCGCCGCCGCCGCGGCACGAUCAGCAGCAGCAGGAAACACUUAGCCCGCCGGAAGGUUACAAAGACGUGUGCUCUGACAGCGAGAUCGCCAACGAGACGGGGCAGCGUGGCCGCGCGUCCGCGUCCUCCGCAACGUGCACGGAGUGCAAUUACUACCAGCAACAGGCACCGGAAUGCGAAUCGCAAACGAAGGAUCGUGGGAAUGAACAGGAUACGCAGGGCAGCAAGGAUACGGUGCACGACGGCAGUCAGAGAAAUUUGCAAGAAAAACAGGAUAAACAACAUCGGGCAUCUCAUCCCGAUCUGCACCAUCGUUAUCUCGUGGAAACAAUAACGAUGACGACUGUUACGGAGCGACGCAUCGUGCGGGAAAUUAGCGAGGAGGAGCGAAAGGAUUGCUUCGGGCGAUCCGAUACGGAUAAAGAUAAAAGCGUUUGCGAUGCCCCAAAGGAUAACGGUUUUAAUCCGGCGCUUUGUCCCGGGACAGGCGACUCGUCGAUCGUUCACGAGAACGCGGCGCAGUUCACCACACGGUGUAACGACUCGGACGUCACAGAGGAUCGUGAAGGUAAUGCAAACGCCAAAAAUUCGACGGGCAACGACAAAAGAGUAGCGACGACGGUGGAAGCGGAACGCAUCAGCGAUCAAACGGCAACGAGCGAACAGUCGCGCGAGCAGGACGCGAAAGAGCUGUCCCUCGUUUUCAAACUGGGCAACGUGUCCCUCGCUAGUAACAGCUUGAAGCCAAAUUCCGCGGUGAUCCCCCCCCCCCCGCCGGUACCGGCUAACAAAGUGAACUCGUCGACCGGCUCGGAACACUCUCAGGAUGAAGCGCAGAAGUUUCUGAUUACCGCCGAGAGUCUGCGGCUGUUCGAUGCGGUUAAAAAGUCGACGGUCCCUGGUGGCUCCUACGAGUCGCCAGAAUGCGAGUCCAGAGAGUCGAUCAAGAGAUCCAUUGAGCGGAACACUCUGCGGCGUAGUCUGAUCGGCAAGUACAACACGGUAACGCGUAAGAAGAAUCUGCGGCCAAAAAAUCUGUCGCUGGAGGAGCGAAUCAGGCAACUCACGUGCGUCGAUCAGGACGAUGAGAACCUGGACACGACCGAUAGCUCUGACAAUACGAAUUCCGCGAGCGAUCCCAAGUACGGUGGAGAUCUCUCGAUACGAACGUCGCCAUUGGGUGAGGAACGGCCUAUGUGCGAGUCGCUGCCGGCGAGUGUAGCCUCGACGGAAACCACUGCCAUUUUAACGAUGGUGUCGACGAGAUCGAACUCCUUGACGGCGGCGACGGCGGCAACGACGACUACGGCAGCUGCGGCGGCGGCAGCGGCGGUGGUGACGGACAAUCCACCAAAUCAGUCUACCUACAGGAAGAUCACGGAUCUAUUUGCGCAUAAGAAAAACAUUCAAUCGAAUCUACCAGAUCUCGGGAUAGGCCCGGGUGGAAGAAAUCUUCUCGCCAAAGAGUGUCAAUCCAAAAACCCGUUGACGAAGGUGAACUCGGAUGUGCGAAGGCAAUUAUUAGCGAGUCUGGCACCGUUAUCCUGUGUCACAGUCAACAGUUCUGACAACCAGGACGACUAUUACCGAAACGACUCCAGGAUGUUGGCAUCCUCGAACCGUGAAUCGAUAAGCUAUAACUCAGACUCGUCGUACAGUUUAGAAGACAUAGAAGCAGCUCUGAAUGGCGACGACAGGAAGUAUGCCGGUCAACCGGAUGUGACGAGAUGCACGCCGAUAGGCAGUAGACCCGACAUCGGCGAUAAUACGGCUGACGAGUUGCUCGCGUUCGUCGAGCAGGACAAGUCGAGGAUGGAACGAAUAAAACGCCGUUACAACGAGCCAGAGGAUCGUUACACGUUCAUUAAUGGCUACCAUUCCGAGGACAAGGCCAUAAAUACAUCUGAGAAUUAUGACGGUAAGGGCAUUAAGAAUCAUGAUAGCAAGGACGCGCAGGCAGACAAUGAAGAGGAAGAGGAAGAUGACGAACUCAACGAUUAUGGGUUCAAUCGACGACCGUCGGUAACGGGUAUCAAAACGCAAUACGAGGCUACCAACGAGGCUAUUCAUCGAGCACGAGCGGCUUGUGCCGGUGCAGCUAACAAUGAUGCGAGAUCUGGCUCGAUAUGGCCGAUAUAUUGCGAUGUAAACGGCGACAAGAUCGACGCAAAGUCUAUGUUGACCGCUGACGGAGUGGACGAGGCGAUUCCCAUACCUACAGACGCGUACGCCACGAUGGGGAGCUUCGAGCGGGAUACAAACACGAUCAAUCGCAUAAACACAAUGCAGAAGCAAAUCGAUGACAUAUAUCAAACUAUUGCCGAGAGCACGGCGGUAACAGCGAAUAUCCAGGGUAUUUCCGAGCACACGACUUAUCUGGAGAACGCGAUACCGCGGCAGUUCGUCAGAACUCCGUCCAGUGACGGUGCCGCGCACCUGUACGCCGAGCACAGAAAUGGUCAUCACUAUUUUCAAGAACAACAGCAGUUGUCGAGCACACGCAUGCUGCGUCUCGCGGGUGGGGGUGCCCCGCCUCCGCCACCGCCACCACUCGCAUCCGCCUCCAACCCGAAUUCCAUACCGUUGCAGAGUGUCCAGCAGGCCUUACACCUGCACAUACAUCCUCAUCAAACUGAAGACUUCCGCUCGCCCAACAUCGCGUUUUCCCCGGUUCCUCACUCGACGGUACAUCCCAUGCAAUUUCACCAUCAUCAGCAUCAGCAUCAACACCAGCAUCAGCAUCAGCAUCAUCACGAAAUGGCAUCGUACCGCGUGCCUAUGGCGACGCAGCAAUCACCAUCCUCGUACACGGUGAUCGCGCCCUCGAGAUGUAUUCCAGCGAGUAACCAGGAUGGUUAUCCGUUGUAUCCGGCUCACCUGGCACGCGGUGCCGCUACCGCUGGUACCACCGCGACUGCUGUCGCCGUCGCUGCGGACGUGCAAACGCAAACGAUUUCCAUCGCGGCCGCUUCAUCGUUUUCAUCAUCGUCAUCCUCGUCGUCUUCCUCCUCAUCGUCCUCGUCAUCGUCUUCGGCAUCGGCGUCCGCCCUGUCGUCUUCGUCCUCGUCCAUAUCGGCCGCUGCCACCGCUUCCCUAAAAUGCACCGGGAUCAUGACUAAUAACAACAAGAACUGCGAAUCGGUUCUGGGUACAUCUUACGGUAGCAGCAAUGCACAGUCCGUGUCAGGGAACAUCGCUCCACUCGCGUGCCCGGCGUCAUCAUCGUCAGCUGCGACUGUGACAGCCGUCGCCGGGUCUUCGGCAACGGUAAUGCAAUUACCACGCGUCAUUAAUACGUGCGCAGUAACAGAACGCGGAGUUCCCGAAGGUGCCGCCAGCAUGCCCGUCCGAGACUUCCCACAGUCGGCUCUUGGUCCGGCGAACUCGGCGUCACACGUCCUGCUGAUGUCCAACUCUUACGUCGAUCCCAAUACCAGUCUCAUGUCCGCUCCGGCCAAUACUCCAAACACGGUAUACUACGCCAUGAAUGUCUGAAGAGAUCACGAGUAAUUUAUAAUUGCGAAAAAUGUUCGAAACACGCCUGAAAAAUCUUGCCUGAAUAUAAAAUGUCUUUACGAUGUCUUGUGGAUGUUGUCCGGGAAGUAUUAACUCGUUCGCUGCUAUGACGAGUUAUUUUAAUGCGAUUCGUAAACAACAAAGGCGUACAGUAGAGAGAUUCACCACGUCUUUUCCACCAGUGACUGCACACACACACAUGACAGAAAUUACUCGUUGUCAUCUUAAGACAGCAACAUUUCUUGAGGAAUGAUAACUAAAAAAGGAUUAAAAUGC